AUGGGAUCUGCGCGUGCGCUAAGGCAGUCACAAAGCCCGGUCGUCGAAUUGCCAGCCAAUCCACAACCGCCGUCUGUUCCCCUGCUCGCCCACAAGGACAGAAAAGAUGGCUCAGCGCUGUUCUCAGUCAACCGACCACUUUCCUUUGCCACCUGUCUCUCUGACGAGAAGAGCGUGCCCAGCAGACACAACGACGGGAUUUGCCAGAAUAGAAACUGCCACGUUGGCAGAAAGAGCAGGCAACAAGAUAUCCCAUGCCCGGAUAUUUGUCGUGUGUUGUUUUGCUUUUUGCCCAGCUCGGGUCUCGUAUUCGAGCGCGGGUUUUUAUUUUCAACCCAGUCAGCGAUGCGGAACGCUGCACACUCCGAGCUCCUUCAUGUUCGGCUCUCGGUGUCGGGUGGCGCUCAAAUGCCCAGUGCUAAGCAACAGAAACCCCCUCUCCCGGUGUCCGCCUUGCCCCCGCCCUUUCCGACUGAAGCGCCUACUGCCGACCCCUCCUCCGACAGCAUAAUAGUGGAUGGCUGCGCCACCAAUGCCAGAGACCGCUGGGACCAGAGGGUGGUGAUUUGA
Messenger RNA from Linderina pennispora, 570 nucleotides. RefSeq lists its product as uncharacterized. Lineage: Eukaryota; Fungi; Kickxellomycota; Kickxellomycetes; Kickxellales; Kickxellaceae. The transcript has a single exon. The coding region runs from base 1 to 570 and encodes 189 amino acids. The record is from RefSeq and is a predicted model, not a curated record.